AUGUCGUUAGUUGGGCAAGGUCGCGGUCGUGCACAAUACCGAAAUGAAUACAUCGCCGCAUUGGCUGCUACUUCAUCGCUUGUGGCAUCGGUUGCUUGUGCGGGAUGGUCCUCACCAGCGCUACCUGUGCUGCGAAGUUCAAACUCUCCGAUUCCGGUAACACCGGACGAAGGCUCCUGGAUUGUUUCACUACUCUCGAUCGGAUCCAUUUUCGGACCAAUAAUCUGUGGCCUGUUUGUCGACCGCUAUGGAAGACGGCCAGUGCUAUUGUUCAGUGCGAUCCCCUUAGUGGCCGGAUGGUUAUUUAUUGUCUUCGCCGAGUCCGUUGGUAUGCUGUACACCGCUCGGUUAUUGCACGGAAUCGGAUAUGGAUUAGCAUACUCCGUCACUCCGAUCUAUCUGGGUGAGAUUUCGUCCGAUGCAGUGCGAGGAUCUACUGGUGUGCUUGUGACAGUGAUGGCCAAGUUGGCUUUCCUAUUUGAAUACUCCGUCGGACCAUACGUUGGAUUCCGUUCCCUGGCCUGGAUCUCGCUGUCGCUUCCAGUUGGUUUCUUUGUGUUGUUUUUCUGGAUGCCUGAGACACCGUACUACCUGUUAGCGCAAGGGAAUAAAAAGGCUGCCGGCCAAAGCCUGCGGUGGUUACGUCGUAGCACAUCCAUCGACGAGGAACUAAGCCGAAUGGAGAAACUUGUGGAGGAUAGCAAACAGAAGGGCAAUCCCUUGAAGCAACUACUGCUGACAGCCACCAACAAGAAGAGUCUCAUCAUCAUCCUACUGCUUUCGCUUGGAAUGCAGUUGACCGGUAUCAACGCCAUUCUUGGAUACUCUCAGACGAUCUUUUCCCGGUUGGCUCUUCCAUUAACCGCGGCCGAGCUAUCGAUUGUGCUCGCCCUAGUACAGCUAGGCUCCGUCAUGUUGCCGACAUUUCUCGUCGACCGUGCAGGACGUCGCCCAUUGCUUCUCGCCUCCACAGCCGGUUCCUUCGUUGGGUUGGCCAUGUGUGCCGUGUACUUUACGCUUGAUGAAACCACCAACGAUAUUCUCUCACCUGAACCGGGAGCAGCACAUGGAUGGAUCCCGUUCGGAGGUGUGUUGCUCUUCAUUAUCUCGUUCGCCAUCGGUUUGGCCACCGUCCCAUUCGCCAUUCUGGGUGAAGUGUUCCCGAAACAUAUUAAAGCAGCGGCAAACUCCGUAUUUGCGGUGAUCACUUCUGCGGUGGUGUUUUCCGUAGUAAAACUGUUCCAGGUUAUUUCAGACGGUUCGGGAACGUAUGUUUCCUUCUGGAUCUUUACCGGAUGCACUGCCGUGACGGGCGUUUUGAUUUACAUCGUUAUCCCGGAAACGAAGGGCCAAUCGUUUGAGCGUAUUCAGGAGAUGAUGAUUCAACGUGGUAAGGCCAAUCAGUGUGCUCGGAAAGGUGAUGAUGGUGUAAAGACACGGCCUCUGCUGUGUUAA
This is a messenger RNA of Anopheles marshallii, 1455 nucleotides long. Its product is annotated as facilitated trehalose transporter Tret1-like. Gene Ontology annotation, cellular component: membrane. Gene Ontology annotation, molecular function: transmembrane transporter activity. The coding region runs from base 1 to 1455 and encodes 484 amino acids. The record is from RefSeq and is a predicted model, not a curated record. Gene Ontology annotation, biological process: transmembrane transport. The transcript has 2 exons. Lineage: Eukaryota; Metazoa; Arthropoda; Insecta; Diptera; Culicidae.